Talaromyces amestolkiae is the source of this 1092-nucleotide messenger RNA. RefSeq lists its product as uncharacterized. The transcript is spliced from 3 exons. NCBI's taxonomy places the organism in Eukaryota, Fungi, Ascomycota, Eurotiomycetes, Eurotiales, Trichocomaceae. The record is from RefSeq and is a predicted model, not a curated record. The coding region runs from base 1 to 1092 and encodes 363 amino acids.
AUGCCAGCCGUAACCGAGGAAGGAUAUACUUAUGUUGAGCUUCGCACCCUGAAUGGCCCAGAAUAUCGGCGCGUUUCCACUCAGCCUCCACGUCUUCCCACAGAAGAUGAAAUCCCCGUCAUCGACCUGAGCCUGAUUGACGGCGACCUGCAGAGCCGUAAAGAAUUAGCUUCACAGAUCCGAAAAGCAGCACAGAGUACAGGCUUUUUCUAUGUCAAGAAUCAUGGCCUUCCCGAAGAUCUGAUUGAAAAUGCACUAUCCCAGAUCAAGAGGUUCUUUGCUCAGUCGGAUGAAGAGAAAGAAAAGGUUUCUUACCGCAAAUCGAAGGUUGCUGAGGGAUUCCACGGCGUGGGAAGCACGCAAAUUAACCUCAAGGAGACUAAAGACAAAAAGGAGACGUUCUCGAUAAGAUAUGAUCCACAAAAUGACCCGACAGUUGCAAAUCCUGAGGAAUUGCUCGCUAAUAAAGCCUAUUCAUAUGGAGGCGAUGAAUUUCUGUGGGAGGGUACAAGACACCUUCCAGGUUUCCGCGAAACUAUCAUUGAAUUCUGGCAACGUCGUCUUACACUCGCACGCAAGUUGGUCUCAAUUUUUGCUCUUGCACUGAACCUCUCCGAGGACUAUUUCGACAAAAUGAUCACACAUCCCGGGGCGGAUGCUGUGUACAUACACUACCCAGGCGUCGGGGAUGAUGGAGCGAAAGAUGUCGAUGUCGGCAUUGGAUCGCACACCGACAUACAAUGCGUGACUCUCUUAUGGCAAGACAUGUCUGGUGGCUUGCAAGUGCUGUCCGCCAACGAUGAGUGGUUAGAUGCUCGACCUAUCCCAGGCACGCUGGUCGUGAAUAUUGGCGACUUUUUGUCCCGCCUGUCAAACAACACAUUCAAAUCAACCGUCCACAGAGUAUACAACCGACAAAGCGCGUCACGGUACUCGAUGCCAUUUUUUCUGGGAUUCAAUCCGGAUGCCAUUUGCGAAGUGGUUCCUUCUUGCAUCGAUGAAAAUCACCCUGCGUUGUUUAAGCCCAUUUCUUGUGGCGAGUGGCAUCGUUCUAGACUUACCUUAGUGCAGCAAAAGACUCCAGCGAAUUGA